CGGAAAAAGUAGGCGCAACAAUCCAGAAAUUUGAUAUACCGGUAGUGUGCGUAGCAUUACUUGUUUGUUUAACCACAGCUUGAGUAACUUUACUUCAUUUGAGAUGAACGACGUAAGAGAGCAACUCUAUUUCAUCGACCAAAAGUAUGAGAGUUUCAAACAACAGCAAUUUAUAUUUAUCAAGGCUCUGGAGCGGUCGAGAGAGCAUGCAAGAGACAAAACUGAUCCUGUAUCUACCGUGACACAGGUUCAAAAGUAUAUGAACCAUCACUGCAGCAAUGCCACAGACAGACGCAUCUUCUCAAUCUUUUUGGAAAUAAUGUCUGAUCUUGAAGGAGUUUUAAAACAUCUGGAGUCCUUACUGUCCAACCAAAACACUGGUUCUGGAGAGGGCCUGGACACCUGCAGAAAGCUCCUGGACCCUUACAGUAACAUCAGCCAGCUAAGGGCAAAGUACCCACACAAUGAGAUAAAUCGCCUGAGCUGUGACGAGGCAAGGAAUUUCUAUGGUGGAAUUGUGAGUGUUAUUCCUCUGGCUCUAGACCUCCUCAAUUCCUACUGUAAAGGAGCUACUCAGCCUCUUGCUACAACACCACCAAGAGAAACAUCCCUCCAGCAAACAGAGGCAGUGAACGAAGGCACGUCUACAGACCUUGACAGGAGUACCAGAAGCAACUCUCGUAGAUUUAAGACGGGCGCAGGUGGCUGGCAUGCAGGAAAACCAGCGUGGAAGCCACCAGGCAAUACAAAGAAAUAAAAUCUACCUUUACAUGGGACAUUUUUAGGCUGUAAAAUAAAUCUUUGGUGUCCCCAGAGUACACAUGUGAAGUUUUAGCUCAAAAUAGCAUAUAGAUAAUUUAUUAUAACAUGUUAAAAUUGCCACUAUGUAGGUUUGAGCAAAAAUGUGCACUUUUUCGGUUAUGUCCUUUUAAAUGCAAAUGAGCAGAUGAAAUGCGUACACUAGCUGCGUUUCCAUUACCCUUUGAAUUGCGCAAAUUGACAUUGCGAAUUAAAAAUAUGGCCAAUGGAAAUUUCUGAUUAUUUUCUCUCUCUGCACUAAAUGGCAGUGCCAUGGUUGGAUAGUGCAGAUUAUGGGGCGGUAUUAUUAUAACAAGAUCUCCUUUUGACAUUACAAGGGAAGACGAAUUUCAAUGAACAAUUUUUUGCACAUGCUUGCAGGGAAUGCUUUACCAAAACUAAGUUACUGAGUUUUCACAUUUUCUAGGUUGAUAGAAGCACUGGGGACCCAAUUAUAGCACUUAAACAUGGAAAAAACUGCUGAUUUUCAUGAUUUGUUUGAAGAGCACCAAUUAUCCGAUUUAUGAUCUUCCAUUUGUGUGUAUUCGUACAUGUUAACGAUAUGCAAAAGGUGCAUACCCCAAAGUAAACAAUGACGCAAGUUAUCGUCUCCAACAAAAAUCUUUUUUCUUGGACUAUAACACACACGGAUUGUAAGCAACAAUUUACUUCCUGGGAUUGGUGAUGUAGACAAGACCGACAUUAUCAUAAUUCCUCACUUUGACUCACAGCCUGUAAGAUAACUCUUGUAAGUAUUGCAUUGUGACCGAAUCUUUCAAACAUGGUAAGGAGCGUCACAUUC
Paramisgurnus dabryanus is the source of this 1600-nucleotide messenger RNA. It is a transcript of the gene spaca9, whose product is annotated as sperm acrosome associated 9. Gene Ontology annotation, cellular component: ciliary base; sperm flagellum; acrosomal vesicle. NCBI's taxonomy places the organism in Eukaryota, Metazoa, Chordata, Actinopteri, Cypriniformes, Cobitidae. The record is from RefSeq and is a predicted model, not a curated record.